AUGCGUUGGUCCACAUUAUUGGCCCUCGGCUCUGUGGCCGUCGGCUCCGUGGCUGCCAGCCCGGCUGCUCCUCCUCCGGCCAACCACUACUACCCUCGCUGGCGGCAUCAUCAUACCAACACCACCACCACCGUGCCGCCGACGUCGAGCAUCGAGGAGACCACCUCGACGGCGCCGCCCUCGUCCAUCACGCCGUGGACGACGACGCCUGAGAUCGACGUGACCGUCACGGCCACUGUUGAGACCACCAUCAGCUGCUCGACCUUUACCACGUCCGGCACUACCUUUACCGUCACCUACACCACCACCAACACGAUCCCGUGCCAUGAGUGCACCAAGACCAAGUCCACCGCCACCGUCCCGACCGUGCCGGCGAGCAGCAGCACGUGGGUUAGCAGCACUCCGAGCAGCAGUGUUUGGUCUACUACGUCGACGGUUGAGAGCAGCAGCACUCCCAGCGUUUGGUCCACGUCUGUUGCGAGCAGCAGCACUCCCAGCGUUUGGUCCACGUCUGUUGCGAGCAGCACCACUCCCAGCGUUUGGUCCACGUCUGUUGCGAGCACCACUCCUAGCGUUUGGUCUACCACAUCCGUCGCGAGCAGCAGCACUCCUAGCGUCUGGUCUUCCAGUUCCAGCAGCAUCCCGACCGUUCCUCUAAGCACUGCCCCAACCACGGCUCCGAUCACUCCCACCACUGCUCCCACCACUGCUCCCACCACUGCUCCCACUACGGCUCCCUGGUCCACUGUCCCGGUGACCAACGUGACCGUCACGUCGACCGUUGAGACCACCACCAGCUGCUCGACCUACACCUCGUCUGGCACCACCUACACUGUCACCUACACCACCACCAACACCGUUCCCUGCCAUGAGUGCACCAAGACCAAGUCGACGGCGACGAGCUCUGUGCCGGUAAGCAGCCCGGCCAGCAGCACUUGGGUAGUCAGCACCGUCUCCGUGCCGCUGUCCACUGGCCCCAAGUCGACGCUGUCCACGGUGACAUACACGCCGUCUGUGCCCCUCUCCACCGGACCGUCGACGACGCCUGUUCCUUCGACCGUCUGGACCCUGACGACGUCUUCGGCCUCCUCGUCCGCCUCGUCGACCAUCACGCCUACAAUCUCCGUCCCCCUCACAACGGCUCCCGGCACGACGCUCUGGACCGUCACCACGCCGACGACGGCACCGUACUUCAACCAGACGACGACAGUGACGUCCGAGUCGACUGUGCCGUGCACCACGUCGACCGUCACCUCGGGCAGCUCCGUCUACGUGACCACCAUCACCCUCGAGACCACCACCACGGCUCCCUGCACCACGGCCACCGUCACGUCCAACGGGUCGACCUACGUGACCACCAUCACGUCGACGGCCACCACCACGGCCCCGUGCACCACCUCGACCGUCACCUCGAGCGGCUCCACGUACCUGACCACCAUCACGUACUCGACCACCACCACAGCACCCUGCACCACGUCUACCAUCACCUCGGGCAGCUCUACCUUUGUGACCACCAUCUACUCCACGUCGACCGUCCCGACCGUUCCGACCGUCCCGUACACCACAGCGACGGUGACGUCGAGCGGCUCGACCUUUGUGACGACCGUCUACUCCACCACCACCUCUACCGUGCCGUGCUCGACCUCGACCAUCACAUCCGGCAGCUCGACCUACGUGACCACCCUCUACUCGACCACGACUUCGACCGUCCCCUGCACCACGUCCACCGUGACGCAAGGCAGCUCGACGUACGUCGUCACCAUCACGCCAUCCACCACUCCAUCCACGCCCUUGACCACGCCCUCGACCACGCCCGUGGUCCCGACUUCGGCCACGGUCACCAUUGGCAGCUCGACCUUUGUCACGACCUUCUCCUCGACCACGGAGACGGUGCCCUGCACCACCUCCACCGUGACGUCUGGCAGCACGACCUACGUGAUCACCAUCACGCCCUCGACCACGCCGUCUACGCCCUCGACCACGCCGUCUACGCCCUCGACCACGCCCGUGGUCCCUGCCACGUCUACCGUGACGAUUGGCAGUUCGACCUUUGUCACGACCUUGUACUCGACCACCGCGACAGUGCCCUGCACCACAUCGACAGUGACCCUUGGCAGCUCCACCUACCUGACCACCAUCACUCCGUCGACCACGCCGUCCAUCCCGUCGACCACGCCGUCCGUCCCGUCGACCACGCCCGCGGUCCCGACCACCUCCACCGUGACCCUUGGCAGCUCCACCUACCUGACCACCUUCACGCCGACCGUCCCGGCGACGCCCGUCACCACGGCCACCUCGACGGCUCCGACGGCCUUUACGACCUGCCCCUGCUUCACGGCGACGACCUGCGUGAUCAUCGGCGAGACGGUCGCGUCGACGACCGUGUCCGACUGCCUGCUGGUGCGCGCCACCCUCGUGGCCGCGACCGUGUACGACAGCGUGCUCGUCGACGCGGACGUGCGGGCUGGCUCGUCGCUCGUGGGCGUGCGCCUGACCGGCGGCUCCAUCGCCAACGCGACCGUGCACGAUGCCGACCUGCAGAACGUCACCGUGGCCGACAGCGCGCUCACGGCCGUUCGGCUGCAGGGCUCCAACAUCAAGGGCGCCGUCAGCGGCGUCGAGGUGCUCGCCCAGGGCAUCGCCCUCGUCGGCACCGACGUCACCUUUGACUGGGACGCCGACAGCCGCGUGCAGAACGAGACAACCGCGGCCAUCUAG
Grosmannia clavigera kw1407 is the source of this 2718-nucleotide messenger RNA. RefSeq lists its product as uncharacterized. The transcript has a single exon. The record is from RefSeq and is a predicted model, not a curated record. Bases 1 to 2718 code for a protein of 905 amino acids. Lineage: Eukaryota; Fungi; Ascomycota; Sordariomycetes; Ophiostomatales; Ophiostomataceae.